Messenger RNA from Cyphomyrmex costatus, 1296 nucleotides. RefSeq lists its product as uncharacterized. The record is from RefSeq and is a predicted model, not a curated record. NCBI's taxonomy places the organism in Eukaryota, Metazoa, Arthropoda, Insecta, Hymenoptera, Formicidae. Bases 1 to 1296 code for a protein of 431 amino acids. The transcript has a single exon.
AUGACAACUAAACUGAGAGUUGUAUUUGAUGCCUCUUCGAAAACGGCGAAUGGUUUGGCAUUGAAUGACAAGCUGAUGGCAGGUCCGAACCUGCAGGCAGAUUUACUGAAAGUGUUAAUUAGAUUCAGAACGCAUAAGUUUGUGUUUACGGCCGACAUAGUUUCGAUGUUUAGGCAGGUCCUAGUAACCGAGCAGGAUCGGAAUUUGCAGCUAAUAUUGUGGCGACAAGAUAAAUCAGAGCCAUAUCAACUGUAUAGAUUGAAUACGUUAACAUACGGGACAGCAUGUGCUCCCUUCUUAGCAAUGAGGUGCCUAAAAGAAUUGGCAAAUAUUCAUGAGCAAGAGCUUCCCGCAGCAGCGGAAGCAGUAAGAAACGACUUUUAUAUGGAUGACGUCUUAACAGGAGCGUCAACGUGGGAAGAUGCAUUAGAAUUGCAAGAGCAAUUAACAAGAAUGUUAUCUUAUGGAAAGUUCCCUUUACGAAAAUGGCGUGCAAAUAAUAGAGAUAUGUUAAGUCACAUAUCGGAAAGCAAUCAGGCAGACAGCUUAUUUGUCAUUGAUAGGGAUCAACCAAUUAAAACAUUAGGACUUUUGUGGAAUGCCACCACAGAUACUCUGCAAUACCAGGUUAAAUUGGAAGGUGACGAGGAAGAUACCAAGCGUAGAGCAGUGUCAAAAAUAGCUCGAGUAUUUGAUCCCCUUGGAUUGGUGACUCCCGUGCUCAUCGUGGGAAAGAUCGUCUUGCAGAAAAUAUGGCGUCAGAAUGUAGAAUGGGAUCAAAGGCUUCCAGUCGACUUAAUGAUAGAGUGGAAAGAUUAUUGUUCAUCCCUUAAUCAUUUGAAUAAUCUUCAAGUGCAGAGUAAUAUCAGCAUUCACAGCCAAGAUGCGAUCUUCGAUGUUUAUGGAUUCGGUGACGCAUCCGAGAUGGCGUACGGAGCUUGUUUGUAUGCGGUUAACACAGAUCAGCAAGGCAUAAUUCAUUCAGAAUUAAUUUGCGCCAAGGCAAAGGUUGCACCAUUAAAAACAGUGUCGUUGCCACGACUGGAGCUAGAAGCAGCGCUCAUGCUGGCACGAUUACUCAACACUGUAAAGGAGUCAUGCAUGCAAAAAAUUGGUCGAGUCAAACUAUGGAGCGACAGCACGGUGACGUUAGGGUGGAUAAAAGCACCACCGCACACUCUUAAAACUUUCGUAGCCAACAGAGUCGCCAAGAUACAAAAUCUCACAGAAGGAGCUGUUUGGUCACAUGUAGCAUCAAAAGAAAAUCCAGCAGAUCUCAAGAGGAAUUUCUGCUAA